Messenger RNA from Penicillium riverlandense, 1548 nucleotides. RefSeq lists its product as uncharacterized. Gene Ontology annotation, cellular component: fungal-type vacuole; plasma membrane. The coding region runs from base 1 to 1548 and encodes 515 amino acids. Gene Ontology annotation, molecular function: solute:inorganic anion antiporter activity; borate efflux transmembrane transporter activity. The transcript has a single exon. Lineage: Eukaryota; Fungi; Ascomycota; Eurotiomycetes; Eurotiales; Aspergillaceae. Gene Ontology annotation, biological process: monoatomic anion transport; transmembrane transport; monoatomic ion homeostasis. The record is from RefSeq and is a predicted model, not a curated record.
AUGGCUUGGGCGUUGAUCCAUUCUGCUUGGCUUCACUAUCUCUUAGCCAUCAUCAAUGCCCACGACUGGACCAUGCGCUAUGUGACGACAUUCGCAACUGAGGUCUUUUCGUUGCUGAAUUCUAUCAUUUAUUUUCACAAGGCUAUCCAGGAGCUUCAGAGAGCGCACGCAACUCUUUCCUUCGCAGCUUUCCUCUACGCCGUGAUCGGCGCCUCUGGAACCAUGCUUCUUGCCAUCUUCCUUUCAACUGCUGAGAGCUGGCGCCCUCUCUUCCAUCGCUAUGUUAGAGUCGGGCUGAAAGAGUAUGCUGCCGCGAUCUCAAUAAUCUUAUUCAUUGGGUUGCCUCACAUAGGCGAACUCGCGCACCUGGAUAAGAUGACACUGCCAGUAUCCAGCUCAUUCCGACCAACUUCACCGAACCGGAAUAUUUUUCUCGUCGAAUUCUGGAAACUGCCCGUGCAAUGGGUCUUUGCUGCUAUUGUUCCAGGGCUGAUCAUCACGAUGCUGUUCUUUUUCGACCAUGAAGUCAGCUCCAUCAUCUGCACCAUCGACCGGUAUGGGACUCGCAAACCAGGAGGAUUUGCUUGGGACAUCAUUUUGCUAGGAACAACCACCGCUCUUUGUGGAAUUCUCGGUAUCCCACCAGCCAACGGUCUUCUACCGCAGGCUCCCCUUCAUUCGGAGUCUUUGAUGCACGCGGAAAAGGAGGAAGUAAGCAUCAUUGUUGAUGGCGAGGAAAAAAUUCAUACGCAUGAAGUCCAGCGUGUUUACGAGCAGCGUUGGUCAUCUUUUCUCCACGCUGCAGCGAUCAUGCUGUUUCUCAGUCCUCCGUUCAUGAAAGUUCUUGGCUUGACACCAACCAGUGUCCUGGCAGGACUUUUCCUCUUCAUGGGGGAACAGAGUUUGUCGGUGAAGUACGUACCAUUGUUAUCCCUGCGGAUUUGGAGACUAACGUUUCCGCCUAGUCCGAUCUUGUAUCGCACAUUCUACCUCCUUACGCCACCAUCGGAACUUCCACCACUACCGGCAUCUCUUCGCAAGAAAAGCGCCUCCGAUGAUUCUGCGGAGGGCACACCAUCCUACCUUCCAAUCCACCUUUACACUCUUCUUCAGGUCGGAGUUACAGUUUUGAUCUUUAUUCUUACAUUGACGCGAGGAGCACCAGCAUUCCCAGUUCUCAUCAUCGCCCUAGUUCCUUUCCGGCUCAUGCUUAUGAAGCGCUGGUGGCCGAGAGAGGUUCUUCGCUUUGUCGACGCCUGGGCCUGUCGUGAGGGAACACCAGAAGAUGACGAAGACGCAAGAGACAAAUCCAGUCCUGGAGAACAAGAUUCGAGUGGCGAUGGUCUCGCAGGAGCUCUCAGCCAGUAUGGGGGAGGGCCUAGAAGUGAAUCGCCUAUAAUUGCGACUAGUGCCUUUUCAAAGCCGUCUGAUCACGGUUACGAUGUUGCUGAUCAAAGAAUAUGGGGCAUGGAUCAUGACGGUAUGAACAAUGAGUGGGUUGAACUAAGAAGUCGGGUUCAAACCGAUGAAGAGUUAGCCCAUAGUUGA